AACGAAAUAGAGAACAUUGUGACUCACUUGCACGUCCUUAUCUCAGAGUGUCAGCAGAAAAGAGGAACUUUUGCUGCAUGUUCUUUAAUGAAGAAGACACUUCCUCGUCAGUAUGAAGGGACUGUACUUUGUUGAGCCGAUCGUUGCGAUAUAUGCGUUUGCCAGCUUUAUGAUUUACCCUUUGGUGCAGCAGUAUGUGUAUCGCAGACUGUGGCUGGAGAUCACCAACUCCUCUUAUCCAGUGUCCGACAACACUUCCCGAUGUGCCAACACCAGCAGCAAUCAGACCAGCCAGCAAAAUGAGGUGCAGAAAGCAGCUUCUAUCUUUUCCAUGUACAGUGAUUUGUUUUCCAUGAUCCCCAGUCUCUUGGUGACUCUACUUCUAGUGGCCUAUAGUGAUCAGCGAGGGCGUAAGAUCACCAUUAUUAUGCCCCUCAUCGGGGGUCUGAUCUACACACUUUCCUUCCUGGCAGUCUCCUACUUUGAACUAAACCUCUACCUCCUAAUAGCUGCCUCCUUCGUAAGUGCCCUUUUUGGUGGUAUUGGCACCAUGCUGGGUGGCUGCUUCUCCUAUGUGGCCGAUUUGUGCGAGGAUGGCAAGCAGAAAACUCUUCGAAUGGCCGUUGUGGACAUGGUGAUCGGUUUAUUGGCAGGCGUGGCAUCAAUCUCUACUGGCUACUUCCUGCGAGCUGCUGGAUUCAACUGGCCUUUCUUCACGUCAGCCAUGUUCCAGGUGGUUAACUUGCUAUAUGCCAUCUUCAUUUUGGAAGAAACCAAGGUGAUUGACCGGUCAGAGACUGUGGCUUGUUGCCGGGUCCUGCAUAAACUUGUAUCAGGGAUCUAUAACCUGUUUGCUGGGGGAAACAGGAAAACAGGUUGGAUUCUUGUGCUGAUGAUUGUAAUAUUUUCCACUCUUUCAUUUUCCAAUACUGGGGGUUUGUCCGUGAUCACUCUCUAUGAACUCAAUAAGCCGCUUUGCUGGAGUGAGAUACUCGUCGGCUACGGCUCUGCGGCUUCCCUCACCGUCUUCCUCACCAGUUUUGUUGGUGUGUAUGUGUUCUCGCGCUGUCUGUCUGACAUGGCCAUUGUAUUCAUCGGAAUGCUGUCAGUCAUUAUAGGCCUGGUGAUGGUAGCCUUCGCAAAGACUACAGUCAUGAUGUUCCUUGUGAGGAUUCCUGCGAUGUUUGCUAUCAUGCCGUUCCCCAUUCUGCGUUCAAUGAUGUCAAAGGUUGUCUCAAAGUCCGAGCAGGGAGUGCUUUUUGCCUGCGUGGCUUUUACUGAAAACCUGAGUACUAAUGUGGCCUCCACAGUUUUUAGCAGUAUCUAUGCGGCCACUGUGGCAUGGUGCCCUGGAUUUGUCUUUCUAUUGGGUGCUGGACUCUGCCUCUUUCCUAUGACUCUACUGGGCAUCCUAAGGUGUUUCCAUCCAGUGGAUUCUGAGACUGAAGGACUCUUUUCAGACGAUGAGACUGAAACCUCAGAUGAUGCACCUGUAGCUUAAAAACCUAUAUAGGGAAUUCAAAUACCUCAGUCAUUCACCUCAAUUCCCCUGUGCGAUUCUUUACUGAGACUAUGAGUAGGAGUCAAACUGGAGAUAAACUGGGAACUCGAUGCAAAUGUGCACGUGGCUACUCUCUUCAAGCCAAAGUUUUUGAGUAUUUUGAGUCACUGCCGUGGAGUUUUUACUGAAAUUUAAUAUAUUAAUUUAUAUUAAGUAAUAUUAGGGAAAUUUUGUAAAAGAGGAAAUACUAUUUAUAGUGGAGCGGCUAAGUGAUAUA
Xyrauchen texanus (razorback sucker) is the source of this 1778-nucleotide messenger RNA. Its product is annotated as solute carrier family 46 member 3-like. The record is from RefSeq and is a predicted model, not a curated record. Gene Ontology annotation, cellular component: lysosomal membrane. Bases 113 to 1501 code for a protein of 462 amino acids. Gene Ontology annotation, biological process: vacuolar transmembrane transport. The transcript is spliced from 6 exons. Gene Ontology annotation, molecular function: transmembrane transporter activity. NCBI's taxonomy places the organism in Eukaryota, Metazoa, Chordata, Actinopteri, Cypriniformes, Catostomidae.